GCUAGAGUCGACUGGUUGCAGUGAAGCACUGAAAAUAUGUACAGAUCCAAUGAUUGUAGUGAUGAGUGAUGAAAGAUUCUACAGAUCUUAAUCAAGUGAUGAAAGAUGUAGAUCUAGUCUACACAAUGUAGUGAAGAGAGAUUUAUUUGUCAAUGGAUUGUAUAUAAGUGAUGUAUACCAUACAACAGAUUGUAGUCAAGUGUAGUCAAGUUUAUAGUGAUGAAGUGAUGACAAGUGCAGCAGUGAUACUGGAGCGUGCUGUAUGUGGUGAUGAAGUGAUGAAACAUACAGAAUUGUGUUCUAACUAGGGUGUUAUUAAAGCGUAUAUCCCGGCCGAGAUGCUGGUUUGCUAGUAUACUAUAGUGUAGAUAGUGAGUUACCUACACUGGAGGUAGACGAGUGCAGAUGUGUGCAUGACUUAUCUCAGCAUGUGGCCUGUACACGGCUUGUCUCUACGUGGCAUUUUCCUGUACAUGGCUUGUAUGUGAAACGAGUCACAUCCCUGUUCGCGGCUUGUUUCUGUCUAUGGCCUGUCAUUGUGGCUGGCUUGUUCCUGUACAUGGCUUGUCUCUACAUGGCUUGUCCCUGUACAUGGCUUGUCCCUGCAUGGCUUGUUCCUGUACAUGGCUUGUCCCUGUACAUGGCUUGUUCCUGUACAUGGCUUGUCUCUACAUUGCUUGUCCCUGUACAUGGCUUAUCUCUACAUGGCUUGUCCCUGUACAUGGCUUGCCUCUACAUGGCUUGUCUCUACAUGGCUUGUCCCUGUACAUGGCCUGUCUGUACAUGGCUUGUUCCUGUACAUGGCUUGUCUCUACAUGGCUUGUCCCUGUACAUGGCUUGUCUCUACAUGGCUUGUCUCUGUACAUGGCUUGUCUCUACAUGGAUUGUCCCUGUACAUGGCUUGUCUCUACAUGGCUUGUCCUUGUACAUGGCUUGUCCCUGUACAUGGCUUGUCUCUACAUGGCUUGUCCCUGUACAUGGCUUGUCUCUACAUGGCUUGUCCCUGUACAUGGCUUGUCUCUACAUGGCUUGUCCCUGUACAUGGCUUGUCUCUACAUGGCUUGUCCCUGUACAUGGCUUGUCUCUAGAUGGCUUGUCCCUGUACAUGGCUUGUCUCUACAUGGCUUGUCUCUACAUGGCUUGUCUCUACAUGGCUUGUCUCUGUACAUGGCUUGUCUCUACAUGGCUUGUCCCUGUACAUGGCUUGUCUCUACAUGGCUUGUCCCUGUACAUGGCUUGUCUCUGUACAUGGCUUGUCUCUACAUGGCUUGUCCCUGUACAUGGCCUGUGUGUUUAGCUUAUGUCUGUCAUGCUUGGCGGCUGGACGUAGUUAACUUGUGCAGACAGUGUUCAACCUCACAGAGAUUUAAUCCAGGUGCUUUGAUUCAGUCCCUCGGUAGAGUCCCGAUCUUUUCACUUCUGGCACCAUUAUUUUGGCAUUCCUGACCAAUUCCUCCAUCAAUACAUAAUUUACAAUUAGUUUUAACAAAACAUCAUCAGUAACUCAGCCCAGUUAUUUGCCCCAAUAUAUGCUUUGUACCUUAUACAGUCAAACAUUGUUGAAGUUGAAGGGACAUACGGAAAUACCUAUCCAAGGUUCUGCACAACUGAAAGUUUAGAUGAUUAAAUAAGGAAUAAAAUAGAAUAAUACUUGUCUUUUCAGGACUUUGUGUUACAUCAACAGAGCUACUGACACAUCAGAAAGAUACAAAACAUAUUUACCGUAUACCAUGGAUAAGACGACCCCCAAACUUGAUCCUUAAAAUCAGUGUCAAA
Molecule: messenger RNA, 1776 nt
Organism: Haliotis rubra (blacklip abalone)
Lineage: Eukaryota; Metazoa; Mollusca; Gastropoda; Lepetellida; Haliotidae
Exons: 2
Coding region: 526-1446 (306 amino acids)
Source: RefSeq, a predicted model, not a curated record